Quercus robur (English oak) is the source of this 1147-nucleotide messenger RNA. RefSeq names its product expansin-A20. Gene Ontology annotation, cellular component: extracellular region. The record is from RefSeq and is a predicted model, not a curated record. NCBI's taxonomy places the organism in Eukaryota, Viridiplantae, Streptophyta, Magnoliopsida, Fagales, Fagaceae. The coding region runs from base 13 to 765 and encodes 250 amino acids. The transcript has 3 exons. Gene Ontology annotation, biological process: plant-type cell wall organization.
AUCUUAUCUCAAAUGGGUGCUCUUCAGGCCACAGUUUUCUUCCUGUUUCUACUGAAAGCAUGUGAGAUUAAUGCCCAGAAUGAAGACUGGAAGACUGCAACUGCAACAUACUCCAAAGAAACAAAUGGGUCAAUCAUUACAGAAGGGGCUUGUGGUUAUGGAGACCUCCACAAGACUAGCUAUGGGAAAUACAGUGCUGGACUAAGCACCAUUUUGUUCAACAAAGGGAGUACUUGUGGGGCUUGCUAUGAGCUCAGAUGUGUUGACCAUAUAUUAUGGUGCCGGCAGGGAAGCCCCUCUAUUGUUCUCACUGCCACAGAUUUCUGUCCUCCAAAUUAUGGGCUUUCAGCUGAUUAUGGUGGCUGGUGUAAUUUUCCCAAGGAGCAUUUUGAGAUGUCGGAGGCUGCAUUUACUGAAAUUGCAGAGAGAAGUGCUGAUAAUGUGCCAGUGCAGUACAGGAGGGUGAAGUGUGCGAGAAGUGGCGGGAUGAGAUUCAGUUUGAGUGGAAAUUCUCACUUCUUUCAAGUGUUAAUUACCAAUGUAGGUUUGGAUGGUGAAGUGGUUGCUGUGAAAGUGAAGGGAUCAAGAACAGGGUGGAAUCCUAUGGCGAGAAAUUGGGGACAACUCUGGCACUGCAAUAUUGAUAUUAAAGGACAGCCUAUAUCUUUUGAGGUGACCACCAGCAGUAGAAGAACGCUUGCAUCUUACAAUGUUGCUCCAGCAAACUGGCAGUUCGGCCAGACAUUUGAAGGGAAACAAUUCUAGUUAUAAAAGCUUUUGCUGCAAUUCUGGAAUAUGGCUUGCAAGUUGCAACUGGAAACUUUUGAAGUCUUAAUCAUGGUUUCAGUCUGUAUUGAGGGAAUUAACCUCAUCUUUACACUUACAUCUAGUCACUCAAAACUUCCAGCCAUCCACAAAGUUGAGAUUAUGGUCAACAAAUUGAUGAGAAGGUUGUAGAAGAAAGUUAAAAAAAUAGGAAUUCAAGGUCCCGGUUUUGUCUCUUCAUGAUAUCUUGAUUAGAAAGUAUUACAGUAGAUGGAAUCUGUAAUUAUUAAAAGUAACAGUUCAUGUACCUUGUUUUCCUUCUCUUUAUCCUGGCUUAUACAGACAAUCCUUGCUUUAUAAAUUAUGUUCUUUUUGGAGAUAA